This is a messenger RNA of Venturia canescens, 9224 nucleotides long. RefSeq names its product Down syndrome cell adhesion molecule-like protein Dscam2 (gene Dscam2). Gene Ontology annotation, cellular component: cell surface; plasma membrane; axonal growth cone. The coding region runs from base 412 to 6210 and encodes 1932 amino acids. NCBI's taxonomy places the organism in Eukaryota, Metazoa, Arthropoda, Insecta, Hymenoptera, Ichneumonidae. The record is from RefSeq and is a predicted model, not a curated record. Gene Ontology annotation, molecular function: protein binding. The transcript has 27 exons. Gene Ontology annotation, biological process: cell-cell adhesion; neuron migration; axon guidance.
GCCGGGAGGUUAUUCUAACCAGUAGAGACUGCUCCGCCGCUUCGAGGUGGACGCGCGCCAAAUUUUCAACUUGAACCAUCUCCGACGGGGAUGAUAUCGCGCGUUGAAACGAAUCGAGACAUCCGGUUCGCGGGAUUGAUCAUGAACACAUUUUUCAAGGAGGCGCGCACCAGUUGAAUCGGAGCGUUUCGUUGCCGCACAUUUUUCAUUGUCGGACCAGGUGACAAAGCGGUUUUUCUCCCGCUGCUAUUUAGCUCCGCAAUCCGCGUCUGUGACUUCCGCUUCCAAUGGCAAAUCAUCGCUCCUAGUUUUCUCAAUGGACUUUCCUCGCUUCUGACUUUUCCAUGCGUUCGAAAAAGUGCGCUUACGAGGAGACCAGAGACCAGAGCGCUUAGGCGACCGGCUCCGAGGAUGAUCGUCAGCUGCCUCAUCAUAGCCGGUGCAGCCGUCGUGGUCUCGUCAGCAGGUGGCCACGGAUUCGACGCUCAUCUACGAGGACCGAGUAUAAUCGUGGAGCCGCCGUCUCGCGUCGAGUUUUCAAACUCGAGCGGCGCCUGGCUCGACUGCACAGCUUCCGGGAGUCCUCCUCCAAACAUUGACUGGUGGACCGCCGACGGUCAUCCGGUUGGUGACGUUCCCGGCGUUAGAAGGGUACACAGAAAUGGCACCCUCGUUUUACUUCCGUUUCCACCCCCUGCCUUUCGACAGGACGUCCAUAGCGCCUCUUACAGAUGUGUCGCUAGCAACAGUGUCGGCAAAGUCCUCAGUCGUGACGUUCAAGUCAGAGCUGUGGUGGCACAGUCGUACAAGCCCGAGGUUGAAGUAAUGAGAGGGGUUUCGAGAGGGUGUACAGCGGUCCUGCGUUGCGUGGUGCCCAGUCACGCGAAGGAUCUCGUGCGAGUAGUUUCCUGGCUGCAAGAGCCCUCUUUUCACAUAUAUCCGUCGCUUCAAGGAGAUGGAAAAUUUCACCUUCUUCCAUCGGGGGAACUUCUGGUUCACAGCCUUGAAUUCAGCGAUCAGUUCCUAAGUUACAGGUGCAGAACGAUGCACCGAUUAACGAGACAGGUCGUUGUCAGUUCACCUGCAAACAUAAGGAUAGAAGACCACAGAGGCGUGAUACAGCCAGAAAUAUUGGAGCAUUCGGGAGUCGUGCAUGUGGCGCAAGACGAAUCGACGUCGCUGGUCUGCGUGGCGAAGGCGUGUCCAACGCCAGAAUACAGAUGGUACGCUCAAACCGGAGCCGAGGCCAUGCUCGUCCAACCAGGACCCAGGACCAGAUUACUCGGACCCGUUUUAUCCAUCGAAGCUGUCACUCUUGAUGACAGCGGAAUUUAUCGGUGCUCGGCUUCCAACAUCGGCGGGGAAACGAGUGCGGAUAUCAGAUUGAUCGUGACGGCGCCCCUCCACGUGGAAAUAACUCCGCCCUUGUUGAGCGUGCAUCUCGGUGGAAACGCGGAGUUUUACUGCGUAAUAGGAACCCAUACGCAGGCUGGGCCCCACUUCAUCACGUGGUACAAGGACGGCAGACAGCUUCCAGGCUCGGGGAGACAAUCCGACGUCCUCAGACUGAACGGCAUCGGUCGCGAAGAUCGCGGAAUGUAUCAGUGCAUCGUUAGGAGGGCUGAGGGUGAUUCGGCCCAGGCUUCGGCUGAACUUCAAUUGGGCGACGCACCGCCCGUUCUUCUGUACUCCUUCAUCGAACAAACUCUCCAGCCAGGGCCAGCGGUCUCGUUGAAAUGUUCAGCAGCUGGAAAUCCCACCCCUCAAGUCACCUGGGCACUCGAUGGUUUCCCAUUACCAACCAUCACGAGAUUCGUCAUUGGGCAAUACGUGACGGUGCACGGUGACGUGAUAUCGCACGUGAACAUCAGCCAAGUGAUGGUGGAAGACGGCGGAGAAUAUUCGUGCACGGCUGAGAAUCGAGCUGGCAAAGUGACGCACGCGGCACGUUUGAACGUCUACGGGCUCCCGUACAUUCGUUUCAUUCCAAAAGUGACGGCGGUAGCGGGCGAGACGCUGCGUCUGAAGUGUCCAGUGGCAGGAUAUCCGAUCGAGGAGAUCAAGUGGGAACGCACAGGCCGGGAGCUGCCGGACAAUAUUAGGCAGAAAGUAAUGCCCGAUGGGACGUUGGUCGUGUCGAGCGUUCAGAAGGACGGAGACACCGGAACGUACACUUGCUGGGCGCGGAACAAGCAAGGGCACAGCGCCCGGAGAUCGGGCGAUGUGACAGUGAUCGUACCCCCUAUAAUUGAGCCAUUUACCUUCCAAGAGGGACUGUCAGAGGGGAUGCGGACGCGGACGGUGUGCGGGGUCGCGGCGGGUGAUCCACCCCUUACGAUAUCCUGGUUAAAGGACGGUCAUAGUCUCGUUCCUCUCUCCCCGAAAUUGGCAACUGCCACUAACGUAUCCCAGCUGGAUUCCUACUCGAGUCUCCUGAGUAUAACGAAUCUUACGGCCGAGCAUUCGGGCGACUUUACCUGCGUCGCCGCGAACCCCGCCGCCGAGGUCAGGUACACGGCCAAGCUACAGGUAAAAGUGCCACCGCAUUGGGUCGUCGAACCGAAAGACGUGAGCGUCGAGAGAAACCGUCACGUCGCUCUCCAUUGUCAGGCCGAGGGUGUGCCCGCCCCCGUAAUCGUAUGGAAAAAGGCUACCGCAGGCAGUAAAUCCGGUGAGUACGAGGAAUUGCGAGAACGUGCACACACCAAACUCUUGAGCAACGGUACGCUCGUACUGCAACACGUUAAAGAGGACAGAGAAGGCUUUUAUCUCUGCCAGGCAAGCAACGGAAUUAGCACUGGAAUCGGCAAAGUUGUUCAACUCAAAGUCAAUUCUUCUCCGUACUUUGCUCCUGCGGCUCGUCCUGUGACCGUCAAGAAGGGCGACACAGCGACCCUUCACUGCGAAGUUCACGGUGAUAAACCAAUCACUGUGACGUGGCUCAAGAGUGGGAAAAUGGAGCUGAAUCCAUCGACCAAUUAUAGGGUGACAGUGAAGCAGGAAGUGACUCCUGACGGCGUGGUUGCUCAGCUACAAAUUUCGUCUUCCGAAGCCCCGGACAGCGGAGCUUAUUUUUGUCGAGCGAGUAAUCUUUACGGGAGGGACCAACAGCUCGUCCAGCUUCUCGUUCAAGAACCGCCGCAGCCUCCGAACAAUCUCGAAACUGCGAUGGUCGCUCCGAGGAGUAUCAACGUCAAAUGGCAGCAUAAAUCGCAAGACACGAGUGAGGUCACGAAGUACAUUCUUCAGUACAAAGAGGGCGAUGGUGGAAUGUGGCAACAGCAAGAAUUGAGCGGACCGCCGCUCCCAUACGCAGCUCUCAUUGACGAGCUGAAGCCAGCAACGAAAUACACGAUAAGAGUGAUCGCCGAGGGGCCGGCCGGCAGGUCAGCAUCUUCGGCUGACCUGGUGGUCAGAACCGAACCGGAAAGACCGGCCGGGCCGCCGAUAAAUAUAGCGGCGAGGCCACUGUCCCAUUCGGAAAUUUUGGUUACUUGGUCGCCUCCCCUGCCGGAACUACGUCACGGAGAGGUGCAAGGAUUCAACGUGGGCUACAGGGAAUCAACUUCCGGUAACUCGCCGUUCAAUUUCACUUCGGUCAUCGGAGAUGGCGAAGAAGGGGGUGGCGAACUCCGAUUGACGGGUCUACGACCUUACACGAGAUACACGAUCGUCGUGCAGGCUUACAAUCAAGUUGGAUCGGGCCCUCUCUCGGAACAACUUCCCACACAAACUCUCGAGGAUGUCCCGAGCAGACCACCGGAAGACGUUCGUUGCGCUGCUCUGACCUCGCAAUCCCUUCAAGUAUCUUGGCAACCACCCCCGAGUGCAUACACCAACGGAAUAAUUCAGGGAUACAAAUUGAAUUACGAGCCCGUUUUGACCGACGUGUGGCGGGGAAUCGAUGAAAUGGAAGUCCGGAAAACGAGUGUCUUAACGAUAGUUCUGUCAGGGCUGCGACGAUACACGAACUACAGUAUCCAAGUGGUAGCUUAUACCAGGGUGGGUGAUGGUGUACCAACGAGAACAACCUUUUGCCACACCGACGAAGACGUGCCGGGGAGUCCAGCAGACAUAAAAGUCGUAGUCAGUUCACCUCAAGCCCUUUUCAUAUCAUGGUUGCCGCCAUUGGAGCCAAACGGCAUUAUAACAAAGUACAAUUUGUACACAAGGAUCGUGGAUGGUCGCGAGGAAUUGAAUCACGGUAAAAGAAUGUUGCCGGCGACCAACACAUUCUUCGAAGCUUCGGAUCUCCAGCAGAGAGUCGAGUACCAGUUUUGGGUUACUGGGAGCACGAGGAUCGGUGAAGGACAAAGUUCUCGAGUGGCGGCCGAACUACCGACCAAUCGAGUGCCAGCGAGAAUCACUUCGUUCGGUGGACACAUCGUCAGGCCCUGGCGAGGUUCGGUCACUUUGGCGUGCAACGCCGUCGGUGACCCAACCAGGGAAUGGUACAAAGGCAACUCCGAACAGUUGCACACCGACUCAGGGCGGAAUAUCCAAGUCCUGCAGACCGGAGAACUCGUCCUGGCGAGCCUUCAGACUCAAGACGGCGGAAAUUAUACUUGCCAGGUUGAAAAUGCCCAGGGAAGCGACAGGCUGCACUACAGUCUCACGGUUCAGGUGCCCCCGAAAGCCCCGGUUCUCUACGUCACUAGUUCAACAUCGAGUAGCAUUCUCCUGCACUGGAAACCUGACUACAAUGGCGGUGCACCAUUGACUGGGUACACUCUGCACUAUCGUACGAGCCAGGGAAGCCUUCACGAGCUCCAACUUCCACGACGGGCGACCAACCACGAGCUGAAGGGCUUACUCUGUGGUAACAUGUACCACUUGUACUUGACAUCCCACAACAAAAUCGGUAGCAGCCCGAAUUCCCCUGUACUUUCUGUGCGGACGCAAGGUUUGCCACCCGGAAUACCCCCGUCAGCGACUUUCCUGGCGCCAAAUUCAACGACCCUUGCACUUCGACUCCACGCUUGGCCGGACAACGGAUGUCCAAUUGAUGAUUUUGUCAUUCAGUACAGACCUAUAAACGAAUUUCACUGGACUCUCGUCUCAAACAGCGUGAAAAUGGCUCGACGUUUCGUCGUCACGAAUCUUUCACCGAGCACUGUCUAUCAGCUGAAAGUCGAGGCUCACAAUGUCGCUGGUAGCAAUCACGCGGAGUUCACAUUCGUCACUUUGACCAAAGAUGGCGAACCGCCACCUCCGGAAUUGUCGGAACGAGGAAUCGCGACUGCCCUUCCAUUUUACGCCGACGUCAAAGUAAUGCUGCCACUAAUGAUAGCGGCUUUUGCGUUGUUGGCAGCCGUCGCGACUGUGGUUGUUCGUUGGAAAACUCGUCAUUUGGGGGACCGAGUGCAGCGGCCAAUGAAGGAGACCCAGGAGAAUCAGCAGAACGCGGAAACUCAGAGGGAACGCUAUUACGCGACUAUCCACAAGGUCGCUCUUCAGCAGGCUGCGAACGCGAGCGGUACAGACAAGAUUCCAGAGACGGCGGAGGACAUCUCUCCGUACGCUACGUUCCAGCUUUCGGAGGGGGGCGGGGGAAGCCUGGCAGGAUUGGGCGCUCUGGGCGGACUGGGAGGCGCGGCGGAAGCUUCAACCGCCGGGCUCCACUCGAACAACACUCUUCUUCACAGCUUCAUGUAUCACGAGCACGCGAUGACAGAAGGAUGCGCGAGUCCGCCACCUGCAGCGACGAGUAUGAAGAGUGUGUCGUCGCGGAGACGCCAACAGAGGAAGCAGCAGACUCCGGGCGAUGUGGACAGUGACGAGAGCGAGUCUGACCCGGACCAGCUGACCCGCUCUCGGACGGAGUCAUCGAAUCAACUGGACGCUGGCAAGUUGAAGCACAUUCGGGCAGUUUCAGAUUUCUUCUACCAUCCUACGUCCAGCACUUCCUCGGACAUUUCCCCGAUGUGCGAGCAGAAAUCACUGACACGGAGGGCACGUUCUAGAUGGCACGUACCGAGCAGAACUUCACUGCGGUGGCCACCGAUGUCCGUAGCAGAGACCGCAUUUGGUGGUCAGUCAAACGUCAUGUCGCGUCCGGGUGGGGAAAGAGGAGAUCGGCCGGAACUCAGUGAGGCCGAAUGUGACAUCGACUCGUUGAAGAAGCCAAAGCUGGGUCAGAGAGCAUCGACGCUUUGGUCCAAGCCCGGCUCUCAAAACAAUCCAUCUUCGGAUUAUUCGAUCGCCGUUUAAUCAAGCCCGUCAAGUCUAGCGCUGCUUAAACGAUAGCAAAAGAAAAACAUAAGAAAAUAAUAAGGCGGCGCAACACUGAGAUAUCUCGAGCUCGUUCAACGAGGCUUUUCGGUUCCCUCGGUUUGCUGCAUCGAUUCAAGAGUUCCUCCAAUCUCUUCUGCCAUCACCGGACAUUUAACUUACCAUCACCCCCCCCCCCCUUCUUUCACUCUCUUCUUUGUCUCUUCAGCUACCUCCGAUGGUCAGACUGAUCAAAUGUUUGUCUACUACUAAUAUACACUCGAGAUAACUGCCUACGACCAAGCCGCAUUAUCGCCGAUUACCGCGACAGCUCAAACGACGAGAAUAAACUUCCUGCAUUCUCUGUCGAUGAACGUAUUACCAUCGACAGUGAAUCUUCCGAACCUCACUGCCAACACGUUGGAGAACGUGAAUUUUUUAGUUUUUAUUAUUCAUGCAGUAAUCCGAGACAACGAUACCAGCGUAUUUCAUCUUCUACGAGAUAGAGCCAUUGAAAUUGGGGCUUUUGUGACCAGGGGAGAGGAGGAGGUGACGAAAGCCGAAGGUGCGCGUACCAGUGCGUGCGAACACGUGCGUAUACUAUACUGUGCGUUUUAUGGAUGUGGUAUAUUAAAAAAAUAAAAAUAAAAAUAACGUGUGGAUGCGUGCCAAACGACAAAUUGCUCAGACCGCUUCGACGAAGAAUAAGAUAAAAGAGAAGAGACGAAAAAAAUGUAUUAUCAUCUCUACAAUCUCGUCCGUAAGCGGACGACCCAUCCGAGACCAAAGACUUUAUUCCAUAUUAUUCGUAUGAGAUUCUAUGCGGGAUAAAUAAUCGAAAGAUUAUAUGAAAUGGUGCAUUCUCAGCGUCCAAGCGAAUUAAUCACUGCGCUGAUGAAGAAAUAUAACGAAAAGAGCCCUCGAAUUGGCUUUGAGAUGAUUAAAACCAAAUGAAAUUUGAAAAUAAAUUUAAAUCAAUGAUACACGGGACUAAAUACGAAUUAUCCGAAAUAGAAUUAAUGGAAAAUUCGAUUUUACCCCCUGUCUCUGUUCCGUAUAAACACGAAUAAAAUUCUAAACGUUGGGCUCCGUUGCAUUGUAAAGUUUAUGGAUAUACGUACGAAUUACACGUUGAUUAUUUUAAGUCCGUUAUUAUAAUAAUCCUAAAGAAAUGAAGACUUGUUAAGUAGGCUUCGCGCCAAAGGUCGGUCGAGCCAGAACGACCAUCUAGUGUACGACAUUCGGAUCACAAGUUUUCCAAAAAAAACGUCUAAUUUCACUCCCUUCCUCCAACGACUAGUCAACAGGCUCGAUUCUACUGGAGAAUUCAAUGAAAUGUUCGAUUUGACAGCUGUCAAAACUCCUGAGACAAACCGCUUCAAUUUUACUCCAAAUAUUCAUUUUUUACUGACUCCACGAAGGCCCUAUUUCGUAAAACUUAAUAAAACUGCCCUCAGAACUUGUGUACGAAAAAAAAAAAAAAACAUGAUCGAAAUCUCGAACCGACCGAAACGGGAGCUUCCUUAAAUCGGGGCCUGAAAGAGGGGAGAAUAAAGCGAACGUGAGGCUGAUCCACGUGAAGAAGAAUUUAUUGAAUGUGUUCAAGAGGCGAGAUUGAGUCGAUUGUACAUUUUUUAAUAGCAUCUCCCCUCUUUCGUACGAACAUGCCUCUGAACUCGAGUUGCAAAAAACUGGCCUCUCGAUCUAUUGCAGCAUAAUGCGUAUGUACAUUUAUAUAUAUACGUGGGUGUCUUUACAAAAUCGUGCUCACGUGUAUAUACAUUUGUACAUACGUAUAAAACAGUGUAUAUAUUAUUACAUGUAAUACAAUAUCGAAAGAAAAAGCACGUCAAUCAAACUCAAUUACUUUAGGUGAAUGUAUUAUGAUGCCGAAUAAAAGUGAGUCAAUCUUUCGAGCUGGAAUUAUAAAAUCGUUUAUUUCCAAGAGGGAAAUACGUCGGUCACUACAUUUUUGUAAAUUUCUUCGUUCAUCCUCCUCGUUAUACCACAAUUUUUUUCAAUUCUUACACACCCACACUUACAGAUGUACAAAAAAAUAUUUAUACGAAAAUCGGUGUAUUCGUACAUGAAUAUUCGUGGUUUGACACUUUCGGUCUUGCACUUCUCUUCAUCUACGAUUUACUUGAAAUCUGACUGUUCAGAAAACAGACAAAAUUUUCCAGUCGACAGUGACGUUGAUUCGGAUUCGAUGGAGUAUCUCUACUUUUCUUUUAUCAAAUACAUAAAACAAAAGAUUUUUUGAAAAUACGAAAUUUCGAGUGUAUCGAGGUUGCGCUAAAAUUGCCAACUCGAUCUUCGCAGUACGUUAGUCGAAAAUGCAUUUUUUCAUUAAAAAAUACGAAUUUUUAAUGUUUCUUUGAAAAAAAAAACACUUUUUUUGCAAUGAACGAACGAAUAUUUUUUGUACCUCCAUAAACGUCGUAUCGAACAUGUAGAAAACGAGAAACCCGGCGUUUUCUGUGGCGAAAACAAUCGAAUCAUGAAAAAAGUGCAAUGAAAACUCGGACUUUUGUCGUCCCUUCGUUUUUUGCCCACAGGAUUAAGAUUUGUUUUUUUUUUGUAUACUACAUACGAGUAUAGAUAUGAAAAUAAGUAUUAUUUGUUAUCGAUGCCUCAAAUAGACCGGUGAAGUUACCAGACUUGUGAGAUUACUCAGGCUUGAGAGGUGAGUUGGCCUGGGAAUACUAAUCAAACAAACGAUAAUCAACGUCCGUUCUAAUGUAAAGAAAACAAAUAAAAAAUUAAAUAAAAACAAACCAAAAGCGAUUGCGUAGCGUGAUACGAAUGUUCAGUUGACGAGUGCGUUUCUUGGGUACGAACUCCUGCGUAAAGAAGUGAUCGAAAAAUAAGUUAAUCAAACACACACAUACACACACACACAGACAGUAUGAAGAAUGAAAAAAAAUUUGAACUGUAUGAGGUGAAAUAAUGUCAUUCAAUGGGCAUUGCGUCGGUUCCAGAAUCGAUCAAUAAAUUGAUAUCGUGUAAGACCA